CUAAACACGAUUUUUGUAUAGUUUGUACAGGGCACAGAAUACGUGAAGGGGUGCGGAUACACUAUAGAUAUAUAUCGAAUCACGGCGUCAAUCAGCGUGAAUCGGAAAAUGGAAAGCGGUUCUCGUAUCACCCGGUCACAGGCGGCGCCGAACUGGACGGCGCAAGAAUCCCUGACACUGGUGAACGAGAUCAAAGCCGUGGAGGCGGAGUGCGGGAGCACGAUGCCGUCCUUCCAGAAGUGGCAGCUCACUGUCGCGCACUGCAACGCCCUCGACGUCUGCCGGAGCCUGGACCAAUGUAAGAGAAAGUGGGAAUCCUUGAUGGAAGAUUACCGGAGGGUUAAGCAAUUGGAGUUCCGCCACGGGAUGGCAUUGUUUGAUGAAGACCGGAUGGAGGAUUUGGGGGUUCCGGGGGAUUUCACUUUGGAGUUGUUCGUCGCCAUUGAUUCGUAUGUGAAAAUGCAGGGGAAGGACGCAAGCGGGGUUGAUACGGACCUGGACAGUGAUCCUGAAGCUCAGGCUGAUGAUUCUGUCUUCGUGGGAAGUGGUGGCUCGAAGAAGCAAUGUCGAAGAAGCAAUAGUCAGAAACUUAGGGCCGAGGAAGCUUUACACCCUUCUUGGCGAUACAUCUCAAGUGGAAUCACAAAGCAGGAUCAACUGAGCUUGCAUUAUAAACCAGACAUUAGAGUGGAUAAGAAAUUUGACCCGCGCUUGGAGAAAAAUUAUCAACCUUCCCUAUUGGUUGAUAAGGUUAAACCUCCAGAGAACAGAGAUGAAAUCACGGAUGAGGUUGAGGAAUUGAGGGGUGAGGAUGAAACAGAAAUGAUGGCUUUAAUUCUACAGGAAAAUGCACAACAUAUCCACGCAAUAGUUGAAGAUGAUUUAACGAAUACUGCUGCUGAUCAAACUGAUUUAGUGAGGCUCCAAGCUGAUAAGCUCAUUGAUUACCUUGGAAGAAUUUCCAAAACCCUUGGUCAGCUCUGUGAGAUAGUGCAAGAACGUAAAUAGUUUGGACAAUGCUAAGUUCUGACCAAUUUGGAUGUCAUUUCGAGUAUGAGAUUACCAUUGUAUGGUAGCCACUGUUUGGGAUAUGUAAGUAUGUAACUUUAAUGUAAGGUAAAACAACAAUUUUAUUCCCUAAAUGGUUGUCAUCAUGGUUGUACUUUCUUUCCGUGAAUGUGAUGAUUCUACGCCAACCAAUUACAUCAUUACGUCAAACAAAUAUAGAAUGGAGAAUUUUAUGUUUACCUUUACAUUGAUAGAAUGGGGAAUUUUAUGAUUUCCUUUGUUAGUUA
Messenger RNA from Cuscuta epithymum, 1295 nucleotides. The record is from the annotation of a GenBank genome assembly. NCBI's taxonomy places the organism in Eukaryota, Viridiplantae, Streptophyta, Magnoliopsida, Solanales, Convolvulaceae.